Messenger RNA from Aspergillus thermomutatus, 1701 nucleotides. RefSeq lists its product as uncharacterized. Gene Ontology annotation, molecular function: metal ion binding. NCBI's taxonomy places the organism in Eukaryota, Fungi, Ascomycota, Eurotiomycetes, Eurotiales, Aspergillaceae. The record is from RefSeq and is a predicted model, not a curated record. The coding region runs from base 1 to 1701 and encodes 566 amino acids. The transcript is spliced from 3 exons.
AUGUCUUCCCCUCUGCGUCCUCAGUUUUUCUGUGCCAGACCUAAUGGUACCCUUGUUCCUCUUGUUGCUGUUGACGAGCUUCCUAUCCAUCUCAAUAUUCGUUCAGCUCCACGCGUUCUUUCUCCAGGUGAUACCCAGGGCAUGACCAGCCUCGGUACCGUCAGCCCUCGCUGCUCGUUCUAUAUUGUGGAGGGAGCUCUUCCUUUCUCUCGUUUCCAAUUUCCCGUCAAUCUCCCCAAUGUCCCCAGCCAGCGUGCUAGGGAGUAUGACAAUCAAGGCCCUGCGCCCAGAUACAUGCCGGAUGAAAACGGUGUUGGUCCCCAGCAGCGUCUGGCUAUCCAGCCCAUGUAUCCGCAAGGCAAUGGUCAGAACUGGGUGAUGCCUAACCCGCCUCCCAACCACGGUUGGAUUGUGCCCGCUAAUAUGGGUACUGCUCCUAAUGCCGGCGCUGCUGCGGGUCACGCUGAUCGAAACGGUGGCGGAAACCCCAGACAGGGAGGUCCGAAAAAGGAAUACUGCUCUUAUUGGAUCCGUCACGGCGAGUGCGACUAUCAGCAGCAAGGCUGCCUGUUUAAGCACGAGAUGCCCACCGAUCGCUCCAUGCUCGAGAAGCUUGGUCUGCGCGAUAUUCCCCGUUGGUACCGGGACAAGUACAAUGUCCCAAGCCUUUCGUCUGGCGGAGGCAACCAGAUCCGCGAGUCUCGUGCUCUGGCUGGCUUGCUCGAUGAUGCUGCUUCCGACCGCGGUGCUGUGAGGGGCUCUCGUUUGGCAAUCAGUGCAACUGCUGAGCAUUCCGAUACUGAAAGAAGCAACAAGGACAAGGGCGCUGUCUCCAUGCACCAGCCAGCUUCCCUUGCGCUUCCAGGCCGCCCCAACUUCACCAAUGGCAACUCACCUAGAGGUUCCGCUCACCCUCGCGGUUCCAAGCAGGCACAGGGUGCACAGCUUCAGUCUCCUAGCUCACACGUCCGCAACCAGGGUGGCCCAGGUUAUACUUCCGCUCCCCAGAAUCGUGGUACCAAUGUGCACAAUAAGAAGAUCGACCUGCUCUCCUUCGACCCCCUUCCUGACUACAGGUCCGCCGAUCUGAGUCGUUCUGGUCAACAGAUUAUCUCCGAUCCCAAAGAGCGUACCAAACGGGAUGAGUUCUUGCGUGGUCUGCAUGACAUGUUCGCAGCCACCACUGUGCCUGGAAAGACCAACAUGAUGCCCGCCGAUACCGAUGUCUUCGCAGGUCAGCCUCGCACUAAACGCGUGCAACCCAAGUCUCGUCGCCUGUUCCAGGACCAUCCUGUCGCUCCUAACGGUGGUACGGAGACCAAUGCCUCGGAUGCCAAGCAGAUUGACUCCCUGGGUUUGCGCCUCUACAAUCAUACUGUUGAGGCUCUCAAGGAUAUCGAUGACGAUCCCCUCUUUGUGAGCCCCAAGACCGGCGUCAUCCAUGGAAGCGCCAGGUUCUCCGAGUCUCCCAACCACCACCGCUCGUCGUCGACUGAGUCCUGCCUCUCGUGCUCCGAGCCCAGUCCUCGCGCCUUCCUCAACAGCCGCACCAGAAACGACGACGACGACGACGACGGACGUCUGAAGCCGCUGCUUCCACCUAUCGGCGUGUUCACUCAUAAGAACCCUACCGUCCUCAAACGUCCCGCUGUCUCCUCCUCCGACGACGUUUUCGGCAUGGGCGGAGGACGUGCCAAGUAA